This is a messenger RNA of Haliotis rufescens (red abalone), 9876 nucleotides long. RefSeq names its product THO complex subunit 2-like. The record is from RefSeq and is a predicted model, not a curated record. Gene Ontology annotation, molecular function: mRNA binding. The transcript has 40 exons. The coding region runs from base 14 to 4564 and encodes 1516 amino acids. Gene Ontology annotation, cellular component: THO complex part of transcription export complex. Gene Ontology annotation, biological process: mRNA processing; mRNA export from nucleus. Lineage: Eukaryota; Metazoa; Mollusca; Gastropoda; Lepetellida; Haliotidae.
UUCCCAGAAGAAAAUGGCGUCCAUCUGUAUUUCGGCGGAUGCUUGCAAAGCUUGGGAAAAGACGGGCAAAUCAGAAUUUGUAAAGCAAUGCCGAAAACUACAGAGCGAGAACAGUGGAUUAUGGGAGCCAGAGAAGAAUGCAAUGAAGCGAGCAGUGUACGAACUCUGCUGGAGUGUUCUUCGUGGUCACCUGAAACAGGACCAGGCUCUGGCAGCUCUUGCAGAUCUAAAUGAUCACAUGAGAAAUGUGUAUUCACUCCUGGCAGAUACAAUAGCUGUGAUUGAUGUGGAAACAAGUUGCAAUGAGGACAAGACACAGAGAGAUAGAUUUAUAACAUUUGUCCGAGCCAGCGCUGGUUUGAUCACUGAGCCUGUACUGAAGGAACGUUUAGAUCAGGAAACUCUGGAAGCUGUUGGCCUUAUCUUUUCUAAGUUGCAAUUCCAGCAGAAAUAUGUCAAGACCAAGACAAAGCUAUACUAUAAGCAGCAGAAGUUCAACUUACUACGAGAGGAAAGUGAGGGCUACUCAAAACUGGUGACGGAACUCAAUCAAGAAGUACCCACAAAUGUCACAUAUCAACAAGUGCUAGAAAACAUCAAGUCUCUUAUAGGCUGUUUUGACCUGGAUCCUAAUCGGGUGCUGGACAUCAUGCUCGAAGCCUUUGAGUGCCGCCCAGAGCAGGAGUCAUUCUACAUUCCACUUUUCAAAGAUUAUGUAACAGACAAACUGACACUUUGUCAUAUUCUGGGAUUUCGAUUUCAUGAGCAAAAUCAAGAAAUUGAUUCCACUGCGUCUCUCUUCCGAGUCGCAGCACUGCUGUUGAGACACAACUUGGUACAUUUAGAAGAUCUCUAUCCACAUCUUCUACCAUCAGACUCCGAUAUAAUUGCAUUCCACGAAAAAGAGUUGGCUGAUGCUAAGGCCUACCAGCGUAAACUAAACAUUGUGUCGUUGUCAGACCGUAAAGAUGACGACAAGGAUAAGGAUGACAUGGUCAAUAUAGACCUGCGCACAAACAACCAGAAAAUUGGCCUGUGUGAAGCCUUGCUGGCUAUUGGAGCAUGGGACAAUGCGAAGGCCGUCCUCGACCGAAUGCCAGAGUUCUUUGCCAUGUCAAACACGUCCACUGCCCAAGCCUUGUGUCAGCUGAUUCACUCACUCGUAGAACCUCUUUAUCAGCACAACAGUGGUUUAUCAAGAGUUUUGAUGAAAAAGAGAGAUCGAAGAUGGAAGGGAAAGAUAUCCCCUGAUGCUGUUACAACAUUUCUACAACUACACCAGCGAGUCAUGCCCAUGUUUCUCUACCUGGGACCACACGCUUCGCGAGAUCCGAUACUCAUCGCAAAGUUCAUCCGACUUGGCAGGACCUUUAUGACAAAGCGCCAUGAAGGUGGCGUGGGUCCAGAAGACGAUGUUGCGUACUAUGGAUUCCUGAACAUCCUGGAUGAUGUCGUCCUGCCCAGCAUGUGUCUCCUGCCCUGUAAUUGCUGUCUCACUGAGGAACUGUGGGGACUCCUGAAGCUCUACAAGUAUGAACUCAGAUACCGUUUGUAUGGUCACUGGAAGAAUGACUCCCAUCAGCAUCAUGCAAUCCUGAUCCGGAGGAGGGCGGACUGUCUGGAGCGGGCCAAAUACAUUAUGAAACGUUUGUCCAAAGAAACAGUCAAGCCAUCUGGAAGACAAAUUGGGAAACUAAGUCACAGCAACCCAGGCGUGGUGUUUGAAUAUGUUCUGUCUCAAAUCCAGCGCUAUGAUAACUUCAUCGGCCCAGUGGUGGACUCACUCAAGUUCCUCACAUCCUUCUCCUAUGACGUCUUAGCAUUCUGUAUAAUAGAAGCCGUGGCAAGUCCCGAGAAGGAGAGAAUGAAGCAUGAUGACACAAACAUCUCCCUGUGGCUUCAGAGCCUGGCCAAUUUUGCUGGGUGCAUUUGUCGCAAGUACCAGGUGGAACUGGCUGGGAUCAUGCAGUAUGUGGCCAAUAAACUCAAGGCAGGCAAGAGUAUUGACCUGCUGCUGUUGAGGGAGGUGGUACAGAAGAUGACAGGUGUGGAGAUAUCAGAGGAGAUCACCAAUGACCAGUUGGAAGCCAUGACGGGAGGCGAGCUGCUCAGACAGGAGGGAGGCUACUUUGCCCAGGUGCGCAAUACCAAGAAGUCAUCGACUCGUCUGAAGGAGACGCUGCUGGAACACGACCUGGCUCUGUCUCUCUGUCUGCUCAUGUCCCAGCAGAGGAACUGUGUUGUAUUUAAGGAGGGAUCCAACAGGCAUCUCAAACUCGUGGGGAAACUCUACGAUCAGUGUCAGGACACGCUGGUUCAGUUCGGCAGCUUCCUCUCCAUGCAGCUGAGCACGGAGGAGUUUGUGAAGAGGCUGCCCAGUAUAGAUGUCCUGAUGACCACGUUCCACCUGCCAGCUGACUCGGCCUUCUUCCUGUCCAGGUCUCUCUAUGCACAUGGGAUCAAUGCCAAGUAUGAAGAGAAGAGAAAGAGUGAUAAAGGCCAAAAAAGUAGUAGCCAGACAAAGAUUCAGCGCUAUAUUGAAGCAUCUGAAGAAGUCCUGAAGCCCACCAUUGAUCUGGUCCAGUCUCUCUAUCCAGGCAAAGUGUGGGAAGACAUCAGCCCUCAGUUCUACUUGACAUUCUGGUCUCUGUCGAUGUACGACCUGGCAGCACCGACUCCAGCAUACGAGAAACAGAUCCAGCAGCUCAACAGCCAGAUCAAUGCCAUUGAUGAUAACAGGGACAUGCCCCAGAGCAAGAAGAAGAAGGAGAAGGAACGUUGUAACAACCUGAUGGAGAAACUUAAGGAGGAGGAGAAGAAGCAGAACGAACAUGUCAAUCGAGUUAUGGCUCGACUCCAACAUGAACGUGAUCACUGGUUCCUGUCACGCGAAGGUUCCAAGAGUGAGGCGAUCACAGAGGUCCUCCAGUUGUGCAUCUUUCCCCGAUGUUGCUUCACGGCCAGUGAUGCCGUCUUCUGUGCCAAGUUCAUACAUGUGCUGCAUGAGCUGAAAACACCUCACUUCUCAACACUCAUCUGCUAUGAUAGAAUCUUCUGUGAUAUUACCUAUACUGUGACCAGCUGUACGGAAAAUGAAGCUAGUCGGUAUGGCCGUUUCCUCUGUGCAGCGCUCGACACCAUCAUGAAAUGGCAUAGCGAUAGUGCCAUCUUUGAAAAGGAAUGUUUUGGGUACCCUGGGUUUGUGACCGUGUUCAGGAAGGCAACCAAGGAUAAGGAGAACAGCAACAAGGCCGACGGGUUGGACUUCGAGAACUACAGACAUGUGUGUCACAAGUGGCAUUUCAGACUUACAAAGGCAAUGGUUGCUUGUCUGGAAUCCCAAAACUACAUCCAGAUCAGGAAUGCUCUCAUUAUCCUGACAAAGAUUCUACCUCACUACCCUCGCAUCAUGCAGUUUGGCCAGGCUUUGGAGCGGCGAGUCGAUCGCCUCAGCAAGGAUGAGAAGGACAAGAGACCAGACAUAUAUGCAUUAGCCAUGGGGUAUUCUGGUCAACUGAAAAGUAAGAAGCAGCAAUGGAUGCCAGAGACUCGAUUCCAUAUCAAAGAUGUUGAAGCUAAAAAGGCUGCCCAAGCAGCAGCAGCCAAUGGCUCAGGGAUGAGGACAGAUGUUGCUAAGGAUGCAAAGAAACGGGAAUCAAAUGGCGGUAUGAAAGAUGGGAAGGAAAACAAAGACAUCAAACAGGGUAAGGAGAGCGGAGAAAAGGGAGAUAAACCUGAAAAGAAAGACAAGUCAGAGAAGAAGGAGAAGAAAGAUGGAAAAUCUAAGUCAGACAAGAAAUCCCCAGAUGAAGGGAAAGAUACUUCCAGCUCCAAGUCCUCUUCAUCCAAGGACAAGGAGAUUGUGAAGGAGAAAUCACAUAAGGAUAAAUCUGGGGAGAGGACCAAGGACAAGUCCAUGACGAAGGAGGAACGUGCAGAGGCUAAGGCAGCUCGGGAGAAUGGCAAGUCGGAGAAGAAGAAGAGUGAGAAGAAGAGUAAGGAGGAGAAGGGGUCGAAGGUGAAGCGUGAGAAGGAGGACGGUGAUCGGUCCGAGAAAGAGGAAUCCAGGAGUAGCCUGAGCAAGGAGCCUGGAGAGAGAGUGGAUGAGCGGAUUAUCAGCACUGGCAGUUCCCUGAGGCAUAGUACAGACAACUCUCCUCGAUAUGGCGAUGAAAGAGAUUCCAAACGGAGGAAGAUUGACGUGUCAUCGUCAGGUUCUAAGGAGGCUGUCCAUGAGGGCAAGUCCAAACACAAGAGGAGCCCUUCUUACGAAAGAGAAAAGGAGAUAUACAGGGAGAAGGAGAAGAAGGAGAGAAAAAGGGACCAUUCGCUGGAGAUGGACAACGAGACCAAGAGGAGGCGCAGCGAAGAUUAUACAAAGACUUCCAAGCUGAAUGGUGAACCUGACCGGAGACGCAGCAAGAGCCGGGAACACAGCUGGGAGAGAUCCAGUCCAUCCAUGCCAAGACGUGGCAAUAGGGACGUCUUUGAUUCUGAUGAGUCCCCAGCCAAGUCUAAAGCCAAAGUGAAAAAAGAAAAAACUUCAUCUUCCAAGAAGAAAUGACCUGUGAUAACAGACGAGCAGAACCAAGACUCGUCGUAACAAGUUUUGUAUAUCUUGUACAUAUAUACACACAAAGUAUUUUAUUUUUGUGUACAGACAUUUCCUCUUGAGACAAGUAUACCUAAUUUUCUAUCAUCAAUUGUGCCUUCAUGUUUACAUAGAUGAAGAAAACACAGUAUUAGCGAGACUGUCACAGUAGUGUGAAUCUCACGACAGCAGAUCAAACAGUCAUUUGUCAAUAUAGCCAUUGACUUAGAUUAAUUGUUACAUAGUGUCACGACUUGGCUAGGUUGGUACUGCAAUACUUAGUAUUGGAGGAAUUUGUUGUCACAUGUUUCAUGUCACUUUGUUUUGAGAAUGGCCUGUUUGUCCGUGCACUAUUUCUGAUUGAGAUUUGGUUGUUUCAGAAUGACAAAAAAUUUGGGGUGUCACAAUAUGCUUCGAGAUGCAUCUGUGAAUCGUGACAACCCUUACAAAUAAACUGUGAAGGAUAUUGGAUUGCAAGAUACAAAUGUACUUUGACCUGAAAGAGGCCAGCUGACUUGUUCUAAGCUUUCCUGUGUUGAGCUGUAAAAGUGCUGACGCGGCAUUAAACAAUACUGCCCUAUUCUACAUGGUUGUUGAUAUAUGCAGUCCAGGUUGUUGUGGAGUUCGGGGCAGAGAGGUGACCUGGAUUCCAUGAGAUGUUUGCAAAGUCUGGAUUAAAUAUUUAAGAAAUGGCAAUGAAUGUCGAAUGAUGCUAUAGGUGGACAUUCAAAUAUUAUCGGUAAUUAAUCUUAGCUGCAUGCUCACGUCAGACCAUGCUUUUGAAUUGGUUGGGUUUUUUAACUACAACUGACAAUGUGUUUUCAAGAUCAAUGUAAAGAAAGUUUGUUAAAAUUGUGUACAUAGCAAGUUUAAGAAACAUCAGAAAAGGAACUUGUAGAUUCAGUGGUAGUCUUUUAUGUAUUGAAAAUAUUUUAAAAAAAUAAUUAAGUGAUACACCAAGCAACAUUGAUGACAAUAUUAGCAAUUUCGAUAUGUUAUACAGACACAUAUCUAUUAAUAUGUGAUAUUCUGUUUAUUCAGAAGUUAAUGCCCAUUGGCAUAAAACUCUCAUUUCCAAGAAAACAUGUAAAUAUGAGACAAAUUAUUGGUACAUCAAGAUGCAAGUCCAGGCAAAACUUGCAACCUUUGCUUCAGGAGGAGGCUAAGGUAAUGGCAGCAUUUUAGACGAAUUUAUUACCAUGUGCCAAUCUGUAAUCAUCUUAUUAGACAUUGUUAUGGGUACAAGUGGACAAAGAGGAUUGAAAUUUCAAGAAAGAUUACUCCUAAACACAAACUGUUUAUAUGACUAUAAUUUGUCUUGGUUACAGUAAAUGCACGAGUUUUAUUUGCAAGAAUUCAUUAAAUUCAUGGAACUCAAUGAAUUACUCACUGCAUUUGUUGUGUGUUGGAUUCAUACUUUCAUUUUCAUGAUAUUACAUAUUAUAGAAACAUCCCAUUUUGAUCAUUGAAGAGUGACAGUGGACUAAAUGCCUAUCUGGUUGAACCAUAUGUCGUUGUGUUGUAAUAACGUGAAAGGAUCAUCUGUGGUUUUAGUGGGACAUAUACAUUUGUGAGUUGACUGGCAUGCGUUGUCAGUAACAUUUAGCCAUAGAGUUCACUGUACAUUGGGGAAGUAGAUGGUGCUCUCACUUAUCACAAAGAGAGUUCGGUUCCAUUCCCAUAACCAUGAUUUGAUGUGGUUCAGAUUAACUGCCAAACUUUAGUUGUAGAAUUGCUGAAAACCGAAACAUGAUGGCCUUGUUCUUAUAAUGCUGUAAAGAAGCCAUUGUUGGCAUGGAGUCAAGAUUCAUAAACAUUGUAGGGUUUGACUUUAUUAGUUCGAUCCAGCUAAAGCAUUUUACUGUUUUACAAGAUGCUGUUUUGAGUGGUAUAUGAUUGCAAUGAUCAUUAAAAAAUAGCCAGUAAAGCAUUCUUAUACAUGGUUGACCAAGUGUGCUUUGGCAACACAAUUUGCUCUGCUGUGUUGUGUCCUUUAGAGAUGUCAGGAUCUGCUUAAGAUUUGAAUCCCAGAUUCAGCCAGAUAAGGUUCCUACUUUGUCAGCUCCAUUCCUAUGCUUGAUGUGGUUAAUACCAGUAGCUUAGUGAGCAUCACUUCGUCCCUUUCUCCAAUAUAAAGCUGUAUGUUCAUUGUUACUGAAAUAUGUUUCAACUCAACGCCCCAACUCACUCUGUAGAUAGCCAAUGGCUAGCCAAGCGGAGAUGCUAGCAUCAGUAUUGUGGACAGCCAGUUAUUGUGUACACUGGUCAGUACGUAUGUAAUACCUUGAGUCACAAGCUCCCCCCAUCUAUGCUAUAUGAACACCACUUCUUGCCAUGGUCUGCCCCUCAGGGAGAUGCCACACCUCAACAUGUCUCCAUCCUUAAACACAGGUUUGUUAUAUUUUGUCAAAGGAUGCUUUGAUGAAUGGAAAACAGGGAACACAUUUGUGAGUAGACCUAAGAUGGGUAUCCAUUUUGAAGUGUUUUGUCUAUCCCUGAAAAAAAGUGUUUUUUCUGUUUCUGCAAUAUUAGAUUGACAUUUACUUCUUCAGUAAUAGCUGGUUAUGUCUCUGAAACCUCAAUCAUAAAUUACUGUUAUGGUUGUUAUGUUUGUCCAUGUAAUUGAUUAUGGUCGAUUUGUCCAUUUCUGUAACAAGGUUGAUAUGCGUUUUAUUGUUAAACAUUGAAUUGGUCGUAAUGUGAAUAAUAAUUCUGGUGUACAUUAGACAUUGAGGAGAUGUAAAGCAGUAGGUGGUGUAUCAUUCAAGUAUGCCUACCUCUUUUUGUGAUGGGGUAGCCUAGUGGUUAAAGCGUUCUCUCGUCAUGCCAAAAACCCGGGUUCGAUUCCCCACAUGGGUACAAUGUGUGAAGCCCAUUUGUGGUGCCCCCCGCCGUGAUAUUGCUGGAAUAUUGCUAAAAGCGGCGUAAAACCAUACUCACUCACUCUUUCUGUAUAAAAGGAUCUAAUGACGCUGCCUUACGGUAGUAUGAUGUAAAGCUAUUGGUGCACAUGAUGUCAAUGGUAAAAGGUUUAAAAAAAAUUUCAUACUUCAUUUCCGAUAGGGGUGGUAAGGUAGCUUUGUGGUUCAGGCUUUUGUUCAUCCAACAAAGACAGGGUCAGUUCCCCAUUUGGGUCUGUAUGUGACAUGUUACAGGGCUAGCUCACAGCUUGUGAUUUUUUUCUUUUGGUGUUCUUGAACGAUCCUUUAAAGUUUAUUCCUCUUUUGACAUGACCCAAGAAACUGGUUGGGGCAUAGGUGGCCCACUUGUUUGGGCUCUGCAAUUCCCUCAAUCUCCUUAAAUCGGAUCUUAAAACUCACUACCACUUAACAAAGAUCUGAGGACAUCCUGUUGCGCAACAGAAUGACAUUUCAACCAACCAAUCAAUCUUUUGGCAUGGAAGAAUUCUAGUUUUUUGGUUGGAAUCCUAGAUUUUGAUGCUUGGUUUGUCAGAACCAAACCUGUUUGGGUUUCUCCAAAGUGGUAAGCUUCCAAGACAUGUCAGUUUGGGAUUCCCUCUUUCAUAGAGCUGACAUGCUGUAAAAUAUUUAAACAAUGUUCAAAGUUUCAGUAAACUCAAUUCUCUUAAUCACUCAUUCUAAGACUGGUCUUUGACAGGGUCACUUUCUCUCAUCAUGAUGUAUCUAUUUAGGUUUAGGUGAAAUCUCUAACUUUAUGGAAAGGAUUCAUUCAAGGAUGACUGUUUUAUCAUUUCAUUGACAGUUAUGAAUUUUUACGUCUUUAUCAAGUUAUCUUUUCAUUGACAUUAUUAUAUCUUCAUACAGAAUACCUCAUGAACAUUUCAUAUGUAUGUUUAGUUAAUUCUCUUGAAGAAAUAUCAUUUUUUACUUUGAUAAGUGUAUCCUAUGUGUUAUUUUAUUGUCAGGAUGGGAGGUAUCCACAGUGCUAUGAUCACUGUCAAACUAGUAACACUUAUCACCGAACAAUGUGCCAUAUAAUGUUUUGAUGAGACAGAAAGAGGGGGAUGUUAUACAGUUUUUAGAAAUGUUAGAGCUGAAUAGAUAAAUUGAAUAGAAAAAUGAAUUAUUGACUUAAAAAGACAGGAAAUUAUAUUUCUUGAUUUAUUGUUUACAUAAUUCAAGUACACUGCCAAUUGUUCUUGAAAUAUUCAAUAAUUUGAACUGUACGAAGUUCACUCCUAUUUCUUCUAUUGCUUACAAUUUACAGACUGUUUCCAUUUUGUUUUUCAAGUUGCAUUUUCAGUCAGUUUUCAAUACAUAUUUCUGUUUUAACCUUGUCUAGGUGCAGUGAAAACCUGAAACUUACAUUAGAACUUGGUGAAUGUGUGUGAAUAAUAUGAAUGCUCAUCAGUUGGUUUGUAAGACUUUGUGAAGUCGUUCCGGAUAUUUUUGUUGACCUGCUUUGACAUGGGUAUGUGUCAAGUACUUAAGACACAGUGAACAAGCAAUAUUAAGAAGGCGAAAUAUACACCUGGAAAAUAAUUAAGCACUAUUUAUUUCCAUAUCAAUAGACAUGCAUUUUUUAAGAAUGUAUCCUGCAUUUAAUUUUGACAAAACACAUUGACUUUUGUGUUUAUGGUCACUGUAUGGUUACUGUAAUUGAUUAUGUUAUUUCAUGUUUGGUAACAGCAAAGUGUCUUUCAGUGCUACCUCUGUAUCUUUCUAUUACAUGUAUAUGAUGUGAACUUGUAUUUGCAACCAUGUGGAGAAAACGGUAUUCUUGUACCACCUUUUCUUCAGGAAGCAGUGGUAUGUUAGAUAAUUAUUAAAGUUAUAUCAAUGUCAUGUGUACUUAUUACCAAAAUAACUACGAUCCAAAAUUUAGGGAUAUAUGAAGAUAUAUAUGUUUAAUUUUUCUAGGUGUAUAUUUGAUAUGUCAUUCAUCUCAGGAACCAUUGAAGGGAAGGUAAUGACAUUAUUUACACUCUGUUAAUUCAAAGAAGUGAACUUAGUGGAUUUGAAGACUUCCGAAAUUUAUCAAUAUUAUUACAUGUCAGUUACCAAUUGAAAAAAGUCAUUGGUUACUUGUGAACAAAAAAUGUGUUUUAGAUUUUGAUAAUAUUGUGACAGUAAUAGGAAGUCUUCAGUUACAAGAUACCCUAUUUGGUUCCUUGAGCUUCAGUGCCAGUGAUGGCAGGAGUAAUGCAGCUCAGCUGUUUGAGAGUGUUGAACCCUCACAUGUGAGGGGUGCUUGUACUGUCUGUCAGCUGUCCAAGUAAUGUCAUUUGUACAUUGCUUCAGAAACACCUAUACUACUCAAUGUGUUCAUACAUUUUAUGAAUUGUAAUUAAACUUUGUACAGAA